Molecule: messenger RNA, 1497 nt
Organism: Lachancea thermotolerans CBS 6340
Lineage: Eukaryota; Fungi; Ascomycota; Saccharomycetes; Saccharomycetales; Saccharomycetaceae
Gene: RKM4
Product: ribosomal lysine N-methyltransferase
Exons: 1
Coding region: 1-1497 (498 amino acids)
Biological process (GO): peptidyl-lysine monomethylation
Cellular component (GO): nucleus
Molecular function (GO): protein binding; protein-lysine N-methyltransferase activity
Source: RefSeq, a predicted model, not a curated record
AUGGACACUUCUGAGUUUGAAACCAAAACUAAUAAUUUUCUUCGAUGGGCGUCCAAGGAUGCUAAGCUGUGGAUCUCCGAUAAAGUCAAGCUGCUAGGCACUCGCGAUGGUGACCAAGGUAGAUACAUGGUAGCCACCCAAGAAAUAAUCAAAGGCGAAAAACUCUUCGAGGUGCCACGCGGGAGUGCAUUAAAUGUGGCUACCCUCAGUCUCAGCAUGCGCGACAAACAGGUCUACAAGAAACUGACCACUGAGGUCGGUCACUGGGAAGGUCUAGUUAUUGCCAUCCUCUAUGAAUUCAAGGUGAUGAACCAAAACAGCAAAUGGUGGCCUUAUUUCGAGGUGCUUCCCGAGCCCGCGAGGCUCAACAGUCUGAUGUAUUGGACAGGCGCGGAGCUUGAGUACCUGAAGCCCUCUGGGGUGUACGAGAGAGUUGACCGUGAAGGUGCUGAGGAAAUGUAUGCGCGCGUCAUGAAGUGCGCCGAGGACUUGAAAAUCACAGAGCUCACCAAUAUUACAUGGGAAGAGUUCAUGCAUGUGGCGUCUAUUAUCAUGGCGUACUCUUUUGACAUGGAGCGUCCUGACUACGAGGAUAGCGACGAGGAGGUCGAGGAAAGUGAUGAAGAAGAAGAAGAAGAAAAGAACACAGUGUGGAAUGACGGGUACUUUAAAUCUAUGGUGCCGAUGGCUGAUAUGCUGAACUCAGACACGCACAAAUGCAAUGCUAACUUGACGUACUCUCCUGAAGCACUAAUAAUGGUCGCGGUAGCCGACAUACCCAGCGGCGAGCAGAUAUACAACAAUUACGGCGAGUAUCCAAAUUCUGAACUCCUCCGCCGAUAUGGAUACGUCGAAUGGUCUGGGUCCAAGUUCGACUGUGGUGAAAUGCCUCUAGAAACUCUUCUCAAAGCGAUUGAAGUGUGUCUGGAAGCACCCCGAAGGCUUAUCGAUAAACUUGUCGAAAUUUUAAGCCAUGACAACGAUAUUGUGGAAGACAUACUUGAGGGCGAACCUUUGGUCAUGGAGUCUUACGACUGCUUUUUGGAUGGGCAAGUCGUGCCAGAGUGCGCCACUUUGGUUCAAAUCUUGACGAUAGCGCUGCAGUUGCCUGAUGUCCAGCAGUAUGAUGAGAAAACAUUGUCUGGGUAUCUUCAAAGGAUCAUUAAGAGGGCCAUUAAAACAGUGAACUCGGUGAAAAUCACAAAGAAAUGCUUGCAAGUAUGGAAAACUGCCAGUGACGCAAGAUUGCAAGAUUAUCCUAGUCACAGCUUCAGAGAGCCUUCACCCGAUCAUGUUGCUUUGACUGGCGACUCCCUGAGACGGAGAAUGGCUGAAUGUGUUCUCCAAAGUGAGGUUCAAUCUUUCCAAAACUGUUUUAGUUCGCUUGAGCAAAGAUCGAAAGUAAUAGAGGAUCAACAGUUAUUGGACAUGGUUUUGAAACGCAAACAAACAGCGGAAAAAGGCAGCCAGAAACAGCAAAAAAGGUUGAAGAAGUAG